AUGACAAACUGCCUGAAGAACGUAUAUGACUACAGGACAGACGAUGGCGCCGACCCCACGAAACUCUUCCAGCGCAAAGUGAACAAGCGUGCCGUGCCCGACUACUACGACAUCAUCAAGGAACCCAUGGCCCUGAGCACCAUCAAGUCCAAGAUCUCAAACAAGGAGUACAAAAACUUCUCAGAGUUCGUCCGCGACCUCGCCCUCAUUCCGCACAACGCGCAGGUGUACAACAGGCAAGACUCGCAGGCCUAUGUAGAUGCGCUAGAGGUUAAAAAGGCCAUUGAGCAGGAGCUCAAGAAGCUUGUCGACGACAAAACCAUAACCGAAUCUGUUGCGACCCUACCGUUCCUUGGCGAAAUCCCCGAACAAGAUCCGCUUCUACCUGAGGAGGAGGAGGAAGAAGAGGAAGAAGAUGACGAGGAAGAGCUCGAAGUCGACGAAGAGGAUGACGAUGAUGAGGAAGACGAGGGGAAGCGCAAGAGGCGACGUGGUCCGCGCUCUACUGCAGCCAUCACCAAGCGCGAAGGCGGCUCGAGAGCAGCCAAAGAGGACAUCAAGAAUGACGACCCAGAAUCGCGGAAAAAGCGCGGACGCCCGCCGCGGGUCGACACCCCGAUGGAGGCCAGAAUCAAGACCAUCAUGAAGGCUAUAAGGAAGCCGCGGAAUCAGCAAAACAAACUCAUGGUCAGUGCCUUUGAGCGUGUUCCGGACAAAACGGUCAUGCCCGAAUACCAUUCUGAAAUCAAGAACCCCAUGGCUAUGGACAUUCUCAAGCGCAAGCUCAAGCGGAAGAAGUAUAACUCGGUGGACCACUUCAUGGUCGACGUGGAACUCAUGUUUGAGAAUGCGAAGCAGUAUAACGAGGAAGACAGCCAGAUCUACAAGGAUGCUGUGCAUCUUCAGAAAGAGUCGAGGAAGGUCGCAAAGGCCGAAAAAGAGAAGCCAGAUACAGAGUACGUGAUGGAAGAGGGACGUAUACCCAUGCCCAGUGGCAUCGUCCACAACGGCGAGCUGUGGAAAGUAGGCGACUGGGUGCACAUUCAAAAUGCGAAUGACCUUACAAAGCCGAUAGUUGCCCAGAUCUAUCGUACAUGGCAAGAUGCCAACGGAGGGCAGUGGGUGAACGCCUGCUGGUACUAUCGACCAGAACAGACCGUGCACCGCUUUGACCGACACUUUUUUGAAAACGAAGUUGUCAAGACCGGCCAAUACCGAGACCAUCGCAUUGACGAGGUUGUGGAUCGAUGCUUCGUCAUGUUCAUUACCAGGUAUAACAAAGGCCGUCCGCGCGACUUCCCGUCUGACAAGGAGAUCUAUGUCUGUGAAGCCCGGUACAACGAAGAGAACCACAAGUUGAACAAGAUCAAGACAUGGGCUAGCUGUCUACCCGAUGAGGUUCGAGACAAGGACUACGUCAUGGACCUGUUCGAUGCACCGCGAAAGCUCAAGAAGGUGCCAAGUCCAAUUGCAUAUCUGCUCAAGGAUGAACAGAAAGAAGACGACGAUCUACCAAAGCCGGAGUGGGGUGCAGAAAAUGCACCUCCGAAGAUUGGUGCUGUUCAUCGUCGUCCGCGAGACCCCAAGGACUCACCUCCACCCGAACCCACUCCACCACCUCCUCCAACUCCUCCACCAGCACCAGUCAUGCCAACACCAAGCUUACCGACAGCUUCAUCGCAUGGAUAUGAAUCAUCCCGGAAUUAUCCUAUUGCUCAAGCACCAGCUCUCACCCCAAUGCCCGCACCGACGCCACAGCAGCACCACGCUGCACCAGCAUACACUCCAACUCACGCGCAGCACUACCACUCCCACUCCCAGUCGCCUGCGCCACACCUACAUCAACAAGCGCCUCCACCACCAGUCUACCAACCCAUUACGCCACACGUUCCUUUUACACCUCAGCCAUCCGCACCCAUGCAGUCUUUUCAAACGCCACGGGCUGCGCCGAGCUAUCAACAACCUUAUCCCCAGCAUCUCCCGCCCAACUACAAGGCGCCACAGCCUGUUGAAGUCUACGUCAUGGCCGACCAUGCAAACGCCAGUAUCCCACUUGAGAUCCGCGAGCAAUUCCAACGCGACGAAAAGGGCCGCGUACUCUUCUUCACCGCGCCACCGCUCAACGUGGAACAGCCACUGACUACAAACGGCCGCGCACUCGGACACUCUGCGCGCUACCUCGCCGCCAAGGCAAAGAAAGAGGCCGUGAAAGCCAGCAAGCGCAAAGCAGAUGCAGCCAACGCCGGCGAGCGUGAGGCCGCAGCCAAGAAAGCCAAAGCCGACGAGGAGGACAAGUUCAACAAGUCCGUUCAAUAUCUCGGUACCAAAGCGCUCAAGGCGCUGGAGGAUCAGCUCGCCAUGGCUACAAAGGCCGAUCUUACCAAUCUGUUCCAUGGUCAGGAUGAGCAAGGUGUUAAGAGCGUUAUAGAUCAGCUCGCCGAGGUGCAGAAGGCGGUUGUGGUCAAGGAUUUGCAGCGCGAGAUCCACGUCAAGGAGCGCGAGGAAAGCAAGAGGAUACCUAUUACUGGCAUGACGGCGAGGUUGGAGGAGAAGUACUAG
Pyrenophora tritici-repentis Pt-1C-BFP is the source of this 2559-nucleotide messenger RNA. The record is from RefSeq and is a predicted model, not a curated record. NCBI's taxonomy places the organism in Eukaryota, Fungi, Ascomycota, Dothideomycetes, Pleosporales, Pleosporaceae.